GCAGAUCUCACAAAAAUGGUUAGGUAAUAAGCAAUAAGACCUAAACCCAGAUAGCGGUUUCAUGGAGCUGCUGAGACCAACACAAUUAUUUUAGAUCUACAAAGGCUUCAGGGGAUCGAUUUAGUCGCUGUUAGCUACUGUAAUUUGCAACGAGCAGAGGUAGCUAGCUAAACAGUGAAGAAGAUGGCGACGCUAAACAGUAUUAAGAACAUGUAUGGGAUCUGUUCUCAUGUCAUCCGCCAAACGACUGGAUUGAGAGCAGCAAAACUCAUUCAGCAGAGGGCGUUCAGAGUCAAUGGAGCCCUCAGGCAGCAGCCGUUUGACUCCUCGGAAGAGAAGCCCCAGUUCCCAGGAGCAUCGGCAGAGUUUAUUGAUCACCUGGAGUUCAUCCAACCUAACGUGAUCUCUGGGAUCCCCGUCUACAGGGUCAUGGACCGGGCCGGGAAAAUCAUUAACCCUUCAGAGGACCCACAGCUCUCCAAGGAACAAGUGUUGAACUUCUACCAGAAGAUGACCCUUCUGAACACCAUGGACCGUAUCCUGUAUGAGUCUCAGAGACAGGGUCGUAUAUCCUUCUACAUGACUAACUAUGGAGAGGAGGGGACACACAUCGGCAGCGCUGCAGCUCUCGACCCAAGGGACUUGGUCUUCGGCCAGUACAGGGAAGCAGGUGUGCUGAUGUACCGUGGUUUCCCUCUGGAUCUGUUUAUGGCUCAGUGCUAUGCCAACGUUGACGACCUGGGCAAGGGACGCCAGAUGCCCGUUCACUACGGAAGCAAAGACCUCAAUUUCGUCACCAUCUCCUCUCCUCUGGCCACUCAGAUCCCACAAGCGGCAGGGGCAGCGUACGCAGCGAAGAGAGAGAACACCAACCGUGCUGUGAUCUGUUACUUCGGAGAGGGCGCGGCCAGCGAGGGCGACGCCCACGCCGGGUUCAACUUCUCUGCGACCCUGGAGUGCCCGCUCAUCUUCUUCUGCCGUAACAACGGCUACGCCAUCUCCACACCGACCAACGAGCAGUACCGAGGGGACGGCAUCGGUAAGACGGGCAGCACGUUGUUCUGUUUGGGUUCCCGUCAGCUGGCGUUUAACUUGAACAACAGAUCUGUGUGUGUUCGUUGUGAACCAAGGAUCCUGUGUAGGGCUGUGGCCGAGAACCAGCCCUUCCUCAUCGAGGCCAUGACCCACAGGAUUGGUCACCACAGCACCAGCGACGACAGCUCGGCCUACCGCUCCGUAGAUGAGGUGAACUACUGGGACAAACAGGACCACCCCAUCUCUCGGCUGCGCCACUACAUGACGGCCCGCUCCUGGUGGUCCGAGGAGGACGAGAGGAGCUGGAGGAAACAGAGCCGUAAGAUGGUGAUGGAGGCGUUUGAGAAGGCCGAGAAGAGACACAAGCCCCACCCUGACUUGAUGUUCUCUGACGUGUAUGAAGAGAUGACCCCUAACCUGGUCAAGCAGAAGGAGGCCAUGUGGAGGCACGUCCAGCAGUAUAAAGAGCAUUAUCCCCUGGAUGCCUACGCCAAGUAAACACUACCACAGGAGUACACUACAAAAAGCAGGAUCAAUGAGUUAGCCGGCUAACUUUUGAUAAGCAACCAGAAAAAGAAACGUUUUAUUUGUUGAAUCAGUUAGACCAUGCCCAAGUUUAUCUGUCUAAAAAAAUAUAAUAUUUAGGCUAGUUAGCUGGCUAACUCGUUGGUCCUGCUGAUAGUAUAUCCUUCAGGUUCUGACAGCGUACCACAUGGCACCCUACUCUAGAUGGCAUCCUACUCUAGAUGGCACCCUACUCUAGAUGGCACCCUAUUCUAGAUGGCAUCCUAGUCUAGAUGGCUCCCUAUUCCCUACUCUAGAUGGCGCCCUACUCUAGAUGGCACUCUACUCUAGAUGGCAUCCUACUCUAGAUGGCAUCCUACUCUAGAUGGCUCCCUAUUCCCUACUCUAGAUGGCAUCCUACUCUAGAUGGCUCCCUAUUCCCUACUCUAGAUGGAACCCUCUAGAUGGCACCCUAUUCUAGAUGGCAUCCUAUUCCCUACUCUAGACAGAAGUAGUGCACUAUAUAUGGAAUAGGGUGCCAUUUGGUAAACACUGUACAGCGUUGCAGGUAGAAAUGUCACAAAUAGAACUGACAUGAUUCCUUUUGCUUCCUUGUCAGAGAGGCAUGUUUGUUCUAUAUAAAAUAUUUCUAUCUGAACGUUCCACAACAUUGUGUCAUGUUGAAUGUGGCCUAGGCUGGAGCAGGGUGUGGAGGCGAGGAGAGGCUGCUGGGUUAGAUGGGACUGUUGUUGCACACUUUGUAUUCUACUGUUCUGCAUAGAGUUAUAGUUCUGGUAUUCUGACCAGGCUAGAAUUCUUUUCUGGUAUUCUGACCAGGCUAGAAUUCUUAGCUUUCUGCCCAGUAGUGGGAGGGAGUGUCUAAUGUUAAGGAUGGUUUUGUUCUAAUUGACCACUUUGGGCCUCUAGUUUUUUUUGUGUGCUUUGAAUGAAUGAGAGUCUGACCCAGUCAGUCCUGUGUUGUUGUUGUUGUUGUUAACCCCUCCUCGGCGACACCCAGCUUUUAUCAGUCUAUUCAAAGGAUUUCAGAGCUAACACACGAUUAUCAGACGCCGUGAGCUAAUUCAGGGUAAAAACAUCUGUGAGUUCCAGGGGAGAGGUUUGAGUUAGUCGGUUGAUUCUAGUAGGCAGACCGUAUUUAAAAAAAAAAAAACACCUGUGUUAAAACAGGAUUUUCCUGCUGGCUCAACAAA
This is a messenger RNA of Oncorhynchus tshawytscha (Chinook salmon), 2750 nucleotides long. It is a transcript of the gene bckdha, whose product is annotated as branched chain keto acid dehydrogenase E1 subunit alpha. The transcript is spliced from 8 exons. Lineage: Eukaryota; Metazoa; Chordata; Actinopteri; Salmoniformes; Salmonidae. The coding region runs from base 184 to 1533 and encodes 449 amino acids. Gene Ontology annotation, biological process: branched-chain amino acid catabolic process. The record is from RefSeq and is a predicted model, not a curated record. Gene Ontology annotation, molecular function: oxidoreductase activity, acting on the aldehyde or oxo group of donors, disulfide as acceptor.